GAAGAUACGCUUUGAAAACAAAAAAAGCCUGAAAAAACCUAUCUAAUCUGUUUUUUUAGGUCUUUUUUUUACACGUGCAUUAUAGAUGUCCACGGUCUGCUCUUCUGGGCGUUACAUAAAUAGUAAAGGUUAAUUAGUUAGUUGAGAAACUGGAUCGGGGCGGGCGGUCCGAACUUGAUCCAUACUCAGGUAACUCAAGCAAUCCCUUUUGUCAGGGCAGUCGGGCCUAUAUAAACCCACCUGGACGGACUGGAGGCACCACAUCGCCUCACCUCAGCUGGAUCACUAACCUGGAGGGAAACUUCUGAACCUGAAGGAGUAAAAUGUCCAUGUCAUCUGUCCUUUCUCCUGAUGCCAUUGACAAGGCUAUCAAGGACUGCCAAGCUCCUGAGUCCUUUGCGGCAAAGAAGUUUUUCCAGACAUGUGGCCUCUCCUCAAAAAGCCCUCAGGACAUAAAGACGGUUUUUGGGCUCCUGGACAACGAUAACAGCGGAUUUAUUGAAGAAGAAGAGCUAAAAUUUUUCCUCCAGCGGUUCUGUCCUGCGGCUCGGGUCCUGACAGAGAGGGAGACCAAGGCCUUCCUGAGCUUAGCUGAUGAUGACGGUGACGGUCAAAUUGGAUCAGCAGAAUUCCAAGCUUUGGUCUUGUCCUAAACAGCUGAGAGUCUCCAUCUUGAUCCAAACCCUCCCCGCCACCCCUCACUGAUGGCUUCAAGGGCUCUCACUUUAGUUUGUCACAUUUCAUCCAAACAGCAAAAAAAAAAAAAAAAAAAAUUAAAAAUAAAUCGAAUGAAACCUUCACGUUGUUCUAAUCGGUUUGCUAAACCCGUUCCAGUCCUCUGAGAUCUCCAUGGCUGACGUGUUUUGGACCAGUUUUAAAGCUGUAUAACCCAAAGAAAUGUAACUAAAUUAAUGAGAAAUUAAAAGCGUAGAAACCCA
This is a messenger RNA of Austrofundulus limnaeus, 938 nucleotides long. RefSeq names its product parvalbumin 8 (gene pvalb8). Gene Ontology annotation, cellular component: cytoplasm. Bases 324 to 653 code for a protein of 109 amino acids. The record is from RefSeq and is a predicted model, not a curated record. Gene Ontology annotation, molecular function: calcium ion binding. NCBI's taxonomy places the organism in Eukaryota, Metazoa, Chordata, Actinopteri, Cyprinodontiformes, Rivulidae. The transcript has 5 exons.